ACUCCAAAUUUCACGUUAGCUUUUCCCUAUAAGAAGCCUUGUUAUGCUCUUCACUUCUUUCACUCAUUUAAGUGGUUUUAAGUCACAUUCCCUACAAAAUGGGGAGUUUUCCAUUGGUUAAACUUCUUAUUAUUCUUCUUAACUUUGGCACCCUUUUCACUUCUUUGGCUUGCCCUACUUGCACUUACAUUCCUCCUCCUGAACCACCAGUUGUGCCUUGUCCUCCACCACAGUCUCCUCCACACACAAAGCCACCGUAUUCGCCCGUCGUCAAACCACCUUCUCACCCACAUAAACCUAUUGUCAAACCAUCUCACCCUCAACCACCCUUUGUAAAACCACCUCACCCUUACAAACCUCCAAAACCACCUGUCAUAAAACCACCUCAUCCUUACAAACCUCCAAAACCACCUGUCACAAAACCACCUCAUCCUUACAAACCUCCUAAACCACCAGUUGUAACCCCACCAUACAGUCCACCCUAUACACCAAAACCUCCUGUUGUAAGCCCACCAUACACCCCAAAACCACCAAUUGUGAGCCCACCUUACACCCCAAAACCACCAGUUGUAAGCCCACCGUAUACUCCAAAACCACCAGUUGUUAGCCCACCAUAUAGCCCACCCUACACUCCUAAACCACCAGUUGUAAGCCCACCAUACACCCCAAAACCACCAAUUGUGAGCCCACCUUACACCCCAAAACCACCAGUUGUAAGCCCACCCUAUACCCCAAAACCACCAGUUGUAAGCCCACCCUACACGCCUAAACCCCCUGUUGUGAGCCCACCUUACAGUCCACCCUACACACCAAAACCACCAGUAGUGACCCCACCUUACAGCCCUCCCUACACUCCAAAACCACCUGUUGUGAGCCCACCAUAUAGUCCACCCUACACACCAAGCCCACCUGUUGUGACCCCACCUACUCCAAUAACUCCACCAGUAACCCCACCACACUCACCAACUCCACCUGUUGUGGUCCCACCUUACGUACCGGCACCACCAAUAACAACCCCACCAACACCCGAAACACCAUGUCCACCACCACCAUCACCAACGCCGCCAUCAACAGCACAGCCAACAUGCCCAAUUGAUGCAUUAAAGUUAAAUGCAUGUGUUGAUGUGUUAGGUGGACUUAUACACUCUGGAAUAGGAAGUGGUGCUAAGGAUGCUUGUUGUCCUGUCUUAGAUGGUCUUUUGAACUUAGAUGCUGCUGUUUGUCUUUGUACAACAAUCAAAGCCAAGCUUCUUAACAUUGAUAUCAUUCUUCCUAUUGCUCUUCAAGUAUUAAUUGAUUGUGGAAAAACUCCUCCUUCUGGUUUCCAUUGUCCCGCUUAGUGUAAAUCUCGACCAGCGGGAGUCACUUAAUAACAUCGAUAAAGUAUGUUUAAAGUUUUUCAAAAAAAACCCUCUUUUUAUUUUUAAUUAUAUAUGAAUUUAUGUGUUUUUUCAAAGUGUUAAAAAUUGUAGUGAAUGAAAUGAAUUUGCUAUUUGUACUAAUAGUUAGUAGAAUUGUAAACUUUUUCAAGAAAGUGUAGUAUGUAUUAUUAUUUGAGUUGAUGAAGUAUGGAUUGAUACUAUUUUUAUUCA
Molecule: messenger RNA, 1592 nt
Organism: Amaranthus tricolor (Joseph's coat)
Lineage: Eukaryota; Viridiplantae; Streptophyta; Magnoliopsida; Caryophyllales; Amaranthaceae
Product: 36.4 kDa proline-rich protein-like
Exons: 1
Coding region: 99-1340 (413 amino acids)
Source: RefSeq, a predicted model, not a curated record